Molecule: messenger RNA, 1054 nt
Organism: Mercenaria mercenaria
Lineage: Eukaryota; Metazoa; Mollusca; Bivalvia; Venerida; Veneridae
Exons: 2
Coding region: 72-755 (227 amino acids)
Source: RefSeq, a predicted model, not a curated record
GCAGUCAGGAGACUGGAUCCAUAUCAGAGGAAGACUUGUGUAGACCUGACUCACCCGAAAAGGACGCAAACAUGGUUGGCAAAUUAUUAAUGGUUUUAUCGGUUUUAGCUGUGGAUUUAUCCCCAUGUUUCGGUCAAUAUGGAGGUGGCGAGAUGAUGGGUGGAGCAAUAGGGGAGAUGAUGGCUGGUGGUGGAAUGGCAGGACUUGGUGCCAUGAUGGGCGGUGGGGGAAUGGCAGGACUUGGUGGCAUGAUGGGCGGUGGGGGAAGCAUGGGUGGUAUGGGAACUGGUAUUGGUGCGAUGGUACGACAACGUGCUAUGGCAAAUGCAGUGAAUAUGGUAACGGAGGCUGUCCAUUUUAUUGUGGGCCCACAAGCCAGCCCGGAUCAACCACUUCUAGAUUAUGUAAAGACUCAGACAUCUCCGCCACGUAAUAUGAUGCAAAUGAUGGGAUAUCUUCCUCAUAUGCAAAGGAUAGCACGCAAAUUAUAUGGGCCCUGGUUAGCUGCGUCCGCUUCAUCAACUAAAGCUACUGCAAAUCAGGGAACAGGUAAUGCAACAAACGCUGCACCAGCGGGUAAAUCUCUUGUACAGUUACAGGCAGAUCUUGACACCAUUGUCAUGCAGAGAGCUAUUGAAUAUAUGAACAGGCCACAAACACAACAAGCAGCCGCCGGUGCCGGUGCAGGAGCAAUGGGAGCAAUAUCGGCGAUGAUUCCAAUGAUGGUACAAGGGAUCACAGCGCAAUAUAUGUGAUAAAACUACAGCUUGUUCGGAUGUUUAAUUAAGACAAGACCUUUAAAUGUUGUAAGAAUUGAUAACCGAUAUUUUAUGAAAACCGGCGGCUUCCUUAUUGUGCACACAUUUGUUGAGAAGUCGGCACCAGAGACAAUCAUUUCUACAGAAGUUAUUACUAUAAUGUUCAAAGUUACCCAAACAUGGUUUAAAUCUAAUCUGGGCUCAAGUGUUUUGCAUACCUAGAUUUCCCUUAUGUCGACAUGUAUAUUGUUUUUUUUUUGUAAUAAUUAUAUGCUGUUAUAAACAAAUUAAGACAA